AUGCCAAACUCGAGGUCCAGCAUAGCGCAGCAAGCGGCGGCAAAGGUGGUUGACCUGGCUACACUUACUGGUGCUUGUGUUGUUGCCUUAGGGUCCAGUAUUGCAGGGAUUUUCACACCCAGUGAUGAUUUAGCAAAGGAAGUGGUUGCAGCUUCAGAGGUCUCUGGUGAGAAGUUUUGGAGGAUGCCAUUAGAGGAAAGCUACUGGGAGACGAUGAAAUCAGGUGUAGCUGACAUGGUGAACACUGGAGCCCGUCAGGGUGGUUCUAUCACUGCUGCACUUUUCCUAAAACAGUUUGUCGACGAGAAGGUCCAGUGGCUGCACAUAGACAUGGCCGGCCCAGUUUGGAGUGAUAAGAAACGAUCAGCGACAGGAUUUGGGGUAUCGACACUGGUGGAAUGGGUUCUGAGCAACUCUUCUUAGAUUAGUCGACGUCUUAUGAAGCUGUUGUGCCUCCACAAAAUCUAAUCCCCUGCUUGCAGUGGAUUCAGUCAGGAUGUCCAAGAAUUUGGAUAGUUGUGAUGCAGGGACUUGUUAAAAAAUAAAUUGCUCCCUUCAAGUUGUCAUUUGGUGUGGUUUCAACCUUCAUUAAGAUUUCGACUGAAGGGGGUAGAGUGUAUUAUUUUAAACUUUAUUAAGUUAAUCAUUGUUAGAAGACAAAUUCUUGGUAUUUAUUAUGUGUGUGUGUGUGUGAACUUAUAGUUUUCUAAAUGCAGUUAUCCCUUUCUUGUAUUGUUAAUUUCUCAUUCAUAUGCCAAGUAAACAACAUUGCACGAAAAUGGCAGUGGUUUGUAACUUUGGAUUGGGAAUCAGAUGCAA
Messenger RNA from Asparagus officinalis (garden asparagus), 819 nucleotides. RefSeq names its product leucine aminopeptidase 2, chloroplastic-like. Lineage: Eukaryota; Viridiplantae; Streptophyta; Magnoliopsida; Asparagales; Asparagaceae. Gene Ontology annotation, cellular component: cytoplasm. Gene Ontology annotation, molecular function: manganese ion binding; metalloaminopeptidase activity. The transcript is spliced from 4 exons. The coding region runs from base 1 to 423 and encodes 140 amino acids. The record is from RefSeq and is a predicted model, not a curated record. Gene Ontology annotation, biological process: proteolysis.